AUGUUGGCUACUAUUGCAUUUGUUGUUUUUAAUCUGCUUCUUGGCGACGUUUCAGUUAAUGCUGUGGAUUACGAUGUCCGAAAAUUGGAAACAGAAUCGUCGACAUCUGGUUUCCUAUCCUCAAACUUUGGCCUAAAGCCUCUAAUCACCAACAACAACCAACCCUUCCAAUACACACCGACUGUUUACCUGAACCAGUUCAGUUUCAAAGAAAAUGGAGUUUUGUUCGCUUUUUUUGCACACUGGCGAUCAUCUGACCUCUUACAAGUUCAAAUUUGGAGGCCCGAUUCUUCUAUGACGGGUCAAAAAGAGGGCGAGGUUUAUUAUAAAUUUGUGUCAGAGGUCAAAGUUCAACCGGAUGUGGUUAAAGAUACGCAAACGGUCUAUAUAGUAAGCUCGCUCAACCAAAAAUGUCUCGCAGUGCAACCAGGCGAUCGACUCGGCUUCUACAUAGACGUUAACACGAUGUCGUCCUUUUCAUACGCCUAUGAUGACAACCUUCAAACAUCUAAAAUUUUUACAAACGCUGACGUGUUGAGCAGCGAUACUGUCUACGGGUUUCAGACUGUUAAAUUUGUGGAAAGGGCCUUCCCUUAUAGACUGAAUAUUAUUGCUUAUUAUUACAGAGCCCUAGACCAACCAAAUUCUGAAAGACAAGUGGACUGCCCAAAGAACUUAGUGAUAACCAACAACACCAUCACAACAACCCUUCCUCCUUUAAUACCUGGAGAUAAGGGGCCCGUCGGUGACAGAGGGCCCAAGGGAGAACAAGGAAUCGUAGGGCCUCGAGGUUCUCUGGGUUACACUGGCGACACUGGAUCGACCGGGUCAAGAGGUGAAGGGGGGUAUAAAGGCUCGACCGGACCAACCGGAUCGUCAGGUUUCACUGGAUAUCCUGGUGAAAAAGGAUCGACCGGAGUGCGUGGAGCCCAGGGCAGUACGGGAAAUACCGGAUCGACCGGAGGUACGGGGGCUACAGGGCCGCAAGGGCCUCCCGGAUUUUUAAUUGUUAUCAAUUCGUCUGGGGAUGACCAUGGUCAGGGCAGUACUACUAGCAGAAGUUUCCUGCCAUCCAUUCAAAAUUCAAAAUUUUCUUUUGAAAAUUUUAAAGUGCUGCUGCAGCUAGUGGACGACAUGUCAACAUCGCCAGCAGGCGGCAUGUUCGCCACGAAGUGGAAAUCCGAAUCAUUCUCAAUUGGUCUGCUCAUCUGGUUCUCAAUUCUCAGCGCUCUUGUUAUCAUCUACUCAUUAAUCCUCAUAGCAGAAUGUGUAAAAUUGAAAACAAAAUCAUCGAAACGAACAAAUUCAAAAGUCUCGCCAAUGAAUACAAUAGGUCCAGACGCCUGGAACACCCUGGACACCAAUGCUUCAUCAGUGCUGGAGUUCUCGACUCCAACAGUUGCAUCAACUUACCCGUCCAAUAAGCAUAAUUUAACAGCCGGUAGUGGAUCCUUCACAAACCGAACAUACGGAAAUUGGACUGAUGUCCCGGAUUACGAUGUCGAUACGAUGAAUGGGGUGAAUGAUGAGCAUCUGAGGUCAAUGAAGGAAGAUUCGUUUAAGGAUUACAAGCUAGACACCAUUGGGGAAUGAUGAUCUCGAUGAGUUGGAGAGGGUUGUAGCUCUCUAAGUUAUUCAGCUGUGAGUUUGUCUCAAAGAUUUUAUGCUGCUACUAUUUGUUUGAACAACUUUUUAAAUAUAUUUAGUGUAGUUAGCUGAAUUUUUUUGUUUAGUUGAUGUUGAAACAGAACAACAACGACCAUUUUAUUCGUAUAAAACCUCAAAUGUUGAAAAACUGAUCGGAACGUCUUUCGAUUUAAUUCUAGAAUUUGCAAAAAAAUCAUAGAAACAGCA
Helobdella robusta is the source of this 1854-nucleotide messenger RNA. RefSeq lists its product as hypothetical. The coding region runs from base 1 to 1593 and encodes 530 amino acids. The record is from RefSeq and is a predicted model, not a curated record. NCBI's taxonomy places the organism in Eukaryota, Metazoa, Annelida, Clitellata, Rhynchobdellida, Glossiphoniidae. The transcript has 7 exons.